CGGUCCGUUUCUUUCCUUCGCUCAAAGGCUCCUAUCUCUCUUAUUUCCUCACAAGAGUCUCACCCACCUUUCACACCCAUCUUUCGCGUUCCCUCACUUUCUCUCCCAAAUUUUCCCGGGAAUCUCGACGCGCCCCAAACGCUGCUCCUCUCCUCCUCACUCGAUCUCCGACACGCCUCCGAUUCCCGAUUCGUCCCAAUCAAUGCACUUUGCCUGAGCUUAGCUGAGCUGUGUAUUUCAACUAUGGAAAACGGCCACGUAGAGAAUGGAGUGUGCUCCUCCGAAUUGGUUAACGGAGGCCGCGACAUAUGGAGCUGUAAGGACUCUGAUUCUUCGUCGGCUGAUCAUCUCGUUGUAAUGGUUCAUGGAAUCCUCGGCAGCACCAAGGAUUGGAAGUUUGCAGCGGAGCAGUUUGUCAGAGUGCUCCCUGAUAAAGUGUUUGUUCAUUGUAGUGAACGAAAUGAGUCUAAAUUGACUCUAGAUGGUGUGGAUGUUAUGGGAGAGCGAUUAGAAAAGGAGGUCCUUGAAAUGAUUCAGAGAAAGCCAAACCUAUCAAAGAUCUCCUUUGUUUCACAUUCUGUGGGAGGACUAGUCGCAAGAUAUGCAAUUGGGAGAUUGUAUAGACCACCUAAGAGAGAAAAUAUAGAGGAUUCUUCUACUAAUAAAUGUGAAGAGGAUUCAAGGGGUACAAUAGGAGGUUUGGAGGCUAUGAACUUCAUCACUGUUGCUACACCUCAUCUUGGUUCAAGGGGUAAUAAGCAGGUGCCAUUUCUUUUUGGUGUACCUGCUUUUGAGAAAGCUGCAAAUUGUGUUAUUCAUUUGAUAUUUAGGAGAACAGGUCGGCAUCUUUUUCUCAAUGAUGAUGAUGAAGGGAAGCCUCCAUUGCUUAAACGUAUGAUAGAAGAUGAUGGUGACCGUUAUUUCAUGUCUGCAUUGCGUACAUUCAAAUGUCGGGUGGCAUAUUCAAAUGUGGGCUAUGACCAUAUCGUGGGCUGGAGAACAUCAUGUAUUAGGCGUAAUAGUGAUCUGCCAAAGUGGGAAGAUUCUCUUAAUGAAAAAUAUCCGCAUGUUGUAUAUGAAGAACACUGCAAGGCUAAUGAUGAUGAGCAGUGUGAGCCUCCUUCAAUUGAAAACAAGGGCUCGGACAAGCUAGAAGAGGAACUUGUGACAGGCCUAUCUCGCGUGUCAUGGAAAAAAGUAGAUGUUAGCUUUCACAGCAGCAGGCAGAGGUUUGCUGCUCAUAGUGUCAUUCAGGUCAAAGACCAAAGCAUGCAUAUAGAAGGUGCAGAUGUCAUACAGCAUAUGAUUGAUCAUUUUCUCUUAUAGAAGCCUGACUCCUAGAAGUAAACGCUUGGCUGACAGAGAUUCGAGGUUCUCUCAGGUUGAAGGCGAUUAAUUCUCUCACUACACAGCAAAGUCUACUUAAAUUGUGCUAUGCAAGUAGUUAAAGAAAUUUUGUUUAUUUGUUAUCCUUUUGUAAUGUAUAUGUAGAGGCACAAUCAAUAAACAUAAAUUGUGCAUUUCAUAUCUCGAUUAAUUCUAUUAAAAUGAUAUUUUGAUUUUACUUUUGUUUUCAUA
Messenger RNA from Alnus glutinosa, 1578 nucleotides. Its product is annotated as lipid droplet phospholipase 1. The transcript is spliced from 11 exons. The record is from RefSeq and is a predicted model, not a curated record. The coding region runs from base 244 to 1326 and encodes 360 amino acids. Lineage: Eukaryota; Viridiplantae; Streptophyta; Magnoliopsida; Fagales; Betulaceae.